Hypoxylon trugodes is the source of this 1393-nucleotide messenger RNA. RefSeq lists its product as uncharacterized. The transcript is spliced from 2 exons. The coding region runs from base 130 to 1185 and encodes 351 amino acids. The record is from RefSeq and is a predicted model, not a curated record. NCBI's taxonomy places the organism in Eukaryota, Fungi, Ascomycota, Sordariomycetes, Xylariales, Hypoxylaceae.
AGCCAUCACUGUGUUUUGCAAUCACAAACACGGUAUUUACCUAGGGAGAUUCCCUUCAGUCACCCCUAAGGGCCUUGUUGAGCUUCUCAGAAAAUUCGUCGUUUCUUCUCAACACCAAGGAAAAUCAUCAUGGCGUCUUUCUGGGUUAGAACUCUGCGCGCGGUUAGCGCGAUACCAUUCCUGUUCAUUGCAGUCUGGACUUGGCAGGUAAUGAACCUUGACAAGAUGUCUGUCCUUACCAAACCAUUCGCGGACGCUGGUGUGAUUGAAUGGGACGGAGGGAAGGUCACCAUAAUUGACCACUUUCACAAUAUCGACUUUUUUGACCAAAUUUGGCGAGGCGGUAUGGCGACGUUUUCGACAUCAACUUUGGGUUAUGAUAGCGUUGCUUCGUGGCAAGUCUUCUCGUUCCUCAUCGACCUCGGCCCGGUGUAUGCAUUGUGGAUUCUGGAGUCCUAUCGUCGCACAAGCAACUGGACUUUAGCGUACUUACCGACAGUGUUCACUCUCGCGGCCCAAUUCUUAGGUAUAGGACCUGUUGCGGCUGUAUACUACUUCCUAUACAUCACUUUUGGACCGACAUCUUCCGACUUGACCCAUAUUUCAACACGACAAAUCGGCGUAUGGAAUAAAAGUAGCGUACCACUACUUCCAAUCGUACUCUUGCUUCACACAUCCGUCGUACUCGCCAUGUUUUUGGCCCCAAACAUGGCGACUAGACAUUUUUGGACCUGGGCUUGGCAAUUGGUUCCCUUUUGGAUUGGACUUGCCAACAUCAUAGUCGAGCCAGUUCUUAACAUCUUGCAAUUUAAAGGACGUCCUUCCGCGUCGCCUAGGUUGCUGUUGGUGGUACUAGGAUUGAUAUCUGCUGGAGUCUGGGUUCAUACACUUUUAUUCUCUCCGUACUCUCUGUCUGCUCUUUUUUUUCCAGAAGCUGAAGAGCAGUCUGAAUUUGUCCCAUUUAUCCGAAGAGCCUUACAAGCAGAUCAGCUGGGUUCCUUUGGUAGUUCUUUAUUAUGGUUGGCUUAUUCAUUCUUCGAUUUGUACUCUGCUGGUUUGAUGGGGAACGAGUGGCUGUAUUAUUCUGCCUCGCUGCCUGUCAUCACGCUCUGUGUAGGACCUGGUACGGCGUUGGUUAUUGGCUGGUAUGUAAGGGAGGUAGCCUUGGCAUCUGCUAAGAAAUAGAAGAAUGGUGUAGCUAGAAUAUUUUUGUUAUUCUGGGGGUUGUAUCCUUGGACCGCAAAUAGCCUCUUGCUAUAAGAUGGAAUCCGAACUAUAGGGGGGGAGACAAUAAUAGAAGGAUUCGAAGUCCGUUCGAAUAUUAUUAGACUAAGAAUGUUGGGUACCACAAUUAUCUGAAUAACCGAUACGUAUUCUCCGGGCCAAUAAUUUC